Messenger RNA from Capsicum annuum, 1136 nucleotides. Its product is annotated as cytosolic sulfotransferase 12-like. Lineage: Eukaryota; Viridiplantae; Streptophyta; Magnoliopsida; Solanales; Solanaceae. The record is from RefSeq and is a predicted model, not a curated record. Gene Ontology annotation, cellular component: cytoplasm. Gene Ontology annotation, biological process: sulfation. The transcript has a single exon. Gene Ontology annotation, molecular function: sulfotransferase activity. Bases 25 to 1023 code for a protein of 332 amino acids.
UAUAUAUAUGUCCACUUUAAAACAAUGUCAACAUCUCAAACUUCUACACAAAUUCCCCCCAAGUAUUUAAGAGAGGAUGAACUUAGUGAUGAAUGUAAGAAAUUGCUCUUAACUCUACCAAAAGAAAGAGGGUGGCUUAUAUCAGAUACCUACAAUUACCAAGGUUUUUGGUUAUCACCAAGACUACUACAAGGUGUGAUUGCAUGCCAACAACAAUUUCAAGCUCAUGAUAGUGAUAUCAUCCUUGCUACAACUCCAAAAUCAGGAACAACUUGGCUAAAAGCACUUUUAUUUGUCCUUGUAAACCGAGUGAAACAUCCUGUUUUUGAACAAAAUCACCCUUUACUUGUCAAGAACCCUCAUGAUCUUGUUCCAUACUUAGAGCUGACACUUUAUGUUGAUGGACAAGUCCCUAACUUUUCAUCCUUCACCACACCUAGACUCUUGUCAACUCAUUUGCCCUUUGCUUCAUUGCCAAAAUCUGUCCAAGAUUCAAGAACCAAACUUGUUUACUUAUGUAGGAAUCCUAAGGACAUUUUUAUUUCUAUGUGGCAUUUUGCAAAUGAUUUAAGACUUGAUCACACCGAUACCAGAUCCAUUGAAGAAAUGUUUGAGCUUUUUUGCAAGGGUGUGAGUGUUUUUGGUCCGUUUUGGAAUCACGUGUUGGAUUAUUGGAAAAAAAGCAUAGAAAAGCCAAACCAAGUGUUUUUCGUGAUGUAUGAAGAAAUUAAAAAACAACCCGAAAUUCAACUUAAACGCUUGGCUGAAUUCUUGGAUUGUCCAUUUUCCGUAGAGGAAGAAAACAGUAGAGUGGCGGAGGAAAUAUUAAGAAUGUGUAGUUUUGAGAAUUUGAGCAAUUUGGAGGUGAAUAUAAAUGGAAAAUUUUCAACUGGAGAGGCAAAUAAAUCGUUCUUUCGUAAAGGAGAAGUUGGAGAUUGGAAAAAUUACUUCACUAUAGAGAUGAGUGAGAAACUCAAUGAUGUGAUCGAACAAAAGUUUCAAGGUUCUGGUUUAAGGUUUUAGUAAUUAGUAUAUUUGAUUGAGCAUUCUGUUUUGCCAACUAUUACAUGCAGUAACUAAUAGUUGUCAUUCUACAUUUAAAAUUGAGUGUUUUUUUGUCACAUUAUUAUUGUAAA